Daldinia decipiens is the source of this 870-nucleotide messenger RNA. RefSeq lists its product as uncharacterized. The transcript has 4 exons. The record is from RefSeq and is a predicted model, not a curated record. Lineage: Eukaryota; Fungi; Ascomycota; Sordariomycetes; Xylariales; Hypoxylaceae. The coding region runs from base 1 to 870 and encodes 289 amino acids.
AUGGAAGUGGCUAAGGUUGACACCUUCGUUGGCGAAUUUACGAAUGAAGAUUGGACGGUUUCUGUGGAGAUACUCGCCGGAAAAACACCUCUAUCAGAUAAUUACAUGGACGUUGUUACCGGAAAUCCGAUAGCAAGCUGCGAGAACAAAACAUUAGUCAACUCGUGGCGCUGUAGAGGGUACGGAGCUGCAACUUGUACAAUCCAGCUACAAUCCAGCCGUUCGACGACUGCGGCCUGGGGUACAGGAGUUUGGAUGAAUAAAACAGGGAGUGAGACUAAUUUUGAGCUCGGAAUGAUAGAUACACACUGUAUAACACAGCAAGAUAUAGACGAAUUAGUAGGCAAAGGGUAUAGUAUUGACAAGACUCAUCGAUGGCUUCCCUACAACGAAUCCUACCCGGAAACCAAGUCGUCACUAACGGACUCCCUUCUUGCUCGAAAAUGGAUCAACGGGCCCAUGAUAUUUGACACAUUUGACGGCCCCCAGACUUUGCAACACAUAUAUGAUGCUGGGCGCAUUGACUUUGACCGCAUCCAGCAGACGUUUUCAAGUAUUUCUGAUUCGUUAACUACGUGGAUUCGAACUCACGGUCACGAGAACUAUUCGGACCCUGCCGUUGGGCAAGUCUUCCAUUACGCAACAUUAACAGUAUACUCUACGGCGCUUAAACAAUUUCCGGCUUGGAAAGCUUCUUUUCUUCCCUGGCUUAUAUACGGGCCUGGAAGCGCUGAAAUUUUAGGGGUAGCGGAUCAAUUGGAAGAGACUUCGUAUGGUACUGAUGAAAUAGAGAAUAAGGCUAAGGAGAUUACUGUUGUUUGGAAGGCUUUGCCUGAACCACACGUUCAGUUAGAGGCUCGACAAGAAUGA